AUGGAAAUUGAUUUGGCUUAUGAUAGUGGUAUAAAAUUGAAGGAUUCAUAUGAGUUCAUGGCCAGGCAAGUUGGUGGUAGAGAUGCUCUUGGUUACACCAAGCAAGAUCAAAAGAAUUACCAUUAUAGUAAAUGGAAAAAAGAACAGAAAUGUGGUAAGGCAGGGAGUUUAUUUAAAUACUUUCAGAAACAAAGGAAAGAGAAUCCUUCCUAUUAUUAUGCAGUACAGUUAGAUGCUUCAAAACUAAUAACAAAUAUUUUUUGGGCAGAUGCACAAAUGAUUGUUGAUUAUAAGUUAUUUGGAGAUGUAGUUUCUUUUGAUACAACGUACAGAAUUAAUAAGGCGUAUCGAACCCUUGCAAUGUUUGUUGGGUUUAAUCAUCAUAGAGAGUCUGCGAUAUUUGGGGCUGCCCUUUUAUAUGAUGAAACUAUUGAUACAUUUCAGUGGCUGUUUGAAGCAAUGUCUGGGAAGAAACCAAAUACAAUUUUUACCGAUCAAGAUCCGGCAAAGGCAAAAGCCGUCUCAUUGGUGAUGCCAAAUACUUAUCAUCGAUUAUGUAAAUGGCAUUUAAUGCAAAAUGCUCUGAAGCGUGUCAACCAUUUAUUAUGA
Molecule: messenger RNA, 609 nt
Organism: Quercus lobata
Lineage: Eukaryota; Viridiplantae; Streptophyta; Magnoliopsida; Fagales; Fagaceae
Product: protein FAR-RED IMPAIRED RESPONSE 1-like
Exons: 1
Coding region: 1-609 (202 amino acids)
Source: RefSeq, a predicted model, not a curated record